Messenger RNA from Styela clava, 1979 nucleotides. The record is from RefSeq and is a predicted model, not a curated record. NCBI's taxonomy places the organism in Eukaryota, Metazoa, Chordata, Ascidiacea, Stolidobranchia, Styelidae.
CUUGUCCCGUUUAGCAUCCGGGUUUCCUAUCCGGAGAGAUAGUUCGUUGAAGCGCCGUUUUUAAGCGUAGAAACUCCUAAUUUCAUACUCUAUGUGGUAAAAAUAGUAUAUUUGGAUUAAAUGAUGAAACCAGAGGGAAAAGGCCGUAAAAAGUCGUUCGUUUGGGACCAUUUUCGAGUCUCCGAAAUCGACCCCCGGAAGGCGAUUUGCAACAGCUGCGGUGCUGAGAUGGUUCGAGGUCGUGAUGCGAGAUCCUUCGGGACAUCAUCUCUUGCCAAUCACAUAAAAUAUUGCAAAAAAAUACCACAUACAGAAAUCACGGCACCACAGAAACGAAAAUCUGGUCCGAAUAUUUGUGUGUUGCUCGACAAUUCAACCGGAAGUCAGGAUGAUGAAAGAUCUUUGGUUAAAAUUAGAAGGACGAUGUCAAAAUAUGAAGAGCCUCAGCCGUCACAAGAUCUGAGCGACAUAAUUACUCUUCCCAAAAUAUCUGAGAUCUAUAUUUCUCCUGAUGCCAAUGAUGAGAGAUACCAGGUUGCCACUGACAGUGUGUGCUCAAAACGGAUGGAUUUGGUUCACUCAGGAAUGUUGAUGCAUGUACUGUAUCAACAACAUAGAUCCGGAAAACUAUGCGACCUUACUCUGAUAUCUUCAUCUCAAGUAACCGCAACGUCUGAUUCAACAAAGAAAAGGCGACAAAAAACAUUCAAGGCACACUCCUUUGUUCUUGCUGGUUUAUCUGAAAAAAUCAAAGAUUUAGUCGAGAUGGGAUCAAGAACUAUAGAACUGAAGGAUGUGACGGCGUUUGGUUUGGAAACUUUACUACAGAUUGUUUAUACCGGGAAACUGAGGAAAUCUACACCAUUAACUUUCUACGAAGCUCACCAAAUCUGGAAAUCUGCUUCUGAUCUCGGGAUCAAAUAUGUUCACGAAUACUUGGCCACUGAACAUCCACAGGUAACAAAAUGGAUAAUUGAGGACUCGAUGGUACCUGAACCAAUGAAAGCUUUCACUAUGCAGGACUUAACAGAGACCCAUGAGACGGAAGAUCUGGUUGACUUGCAUGCUGGACAUCAAGAACACGAGUACAUUGAAAUGGUGGAAGGAGAAGCGCCAGUUAAAACAUUUGAAGAUUUUAUCGAAGAGCACAAUCAACAACAACAACAAUUUGAGACAGAACAAAUCAAACAGCAACAACAAGAAAUUGAGGUGCAAGAACAACAUCAAGAAGAGGAGCUCCAGAUCAGUGAACCUAUCGAAGAAACCAAAACAGAGGAUCCGCUUGUGGAAAUCACUUUCGAAAAAUCAUAACUAAUGGUGUUUGGGCGUGAGGAGAGACUAAUGAUAGAGGAGGGGAAACUCCCUAAUCCUGAAGGCAAAAUUUCCGUAACUUUAAAGCCAGGAGUACUUUUGAAAAGAAUCUGAGCUUCGAGUUUAGCCUUACGGUGGGGGAGAGAUACCUAAAGAGACAUACCCUAAUCAGGACCUAAUAAAAAUCUUAUGUUUCCCUGUGGACUCUGAAUUAUGGGGUAGUGUGAUGUUUUUUCCCACAAAGAACUUUGAAAUGAUGGUUGCUGUACAAUUCAGUUAGGGGGGGAUUUUCUCAUUUCUAUAGGGGAGCAAUACCCAUUUACCCCAACCAGUACCAGAAAAAAUCUUAUGUUACCCACGGGGACUCAGAAUUAUGGGGCAGUUUGAUGUUCCUCUAAAAUACUUAAAAGACAAUUGCUGAACUGUACAAUUCAGUAGGAGAGGACUCCUUAUUUAUAUAAGAAAUCUUUUAUCCUUCCCCAGUACCAGUAGAUAUCUGUACUUUUUAUCACUUAUUGAGUAUUUUUCUUAGCGACAGCUGUUCCAUAUUUCCCAUACAGCAAGCUAGAGAUAGAUCAGGGGAUCUCAAGCCUUUGGUGUUAAGUUGACUAUUAUUGACGGAUCCCUGCUAUAAAUUUAUAAAAAUAAAAACGAAAUGUACAUUGUUA